This is a messenger RNA of Coregonus clupeaformis (lake whitefish), 993 nucleotides long. RefSeq lists its product as uncharacterized. Lineage: Eukaryota; Metazoa; Chordata; Actinopteri; Salmoniformes; Salmonidae. The record is from RefSeq and is a predicted model, not a curated record. Bases 221 to 685 code for a protein of 154 amino acids. The transcript has 4 exons.
UGAGAUCUCCAAGUACCUGGGAGACGGGGACAAGGACGUGUCGGAGGUCAGCGAGGUCAGGGACUGCAUCGUCUCUGACACAUCCCGGCGAGACAAGUACUCCAGUGUCUCGGAGGGGGACAGUCACGUCACCCACACAGACUACAGUAGAACCGCUGAUUCAUUCAGUGGCAGAAGCAGCAGUGGUUCCUAUUCCAGAUCAUCAUCUCGCUCCCACUCUAUGGCUGACACUAUCACGCCGUCUAGCGUGUCGAAAAGACGAUCACCCAGCAGAAGGAGCGUGAGAGAGGCUGCGGUGCAGACCCGACCAGACGGACUGGCCUACACCUGGUCCUCCGGUAUGGCCACCCUGGGGCCAGCGGUGGGGAUGGCCUACGUGGAUCCAACCCCUGUUGCAAGUCACACCGUCAGCGCAGAGGCCGUGGAGGCCCUCAGUGCGUACAGCCCUGCUGUGUUUGCCCUUAACGACAUGCUGAGGCAGCAGCUGGCCCUCACCAAACACUUUGUCCAGACCAGCCGCCACCUCCAUUCCUCCUUGCUGCAGUCUCUGGGCCCUGCAGACUACACCUACACUACUCUGGAGGACACCAAGGAGUUCAUUCGCUGUCACAAGCCUCCCCAGCUGACCAUGGAAGAGGCCUUGGAGGAGGUUCUUCAAGAAAUGAGAGAGUACCACUACAUCUGACUACCAGGAACUGCUCGGACUGCACAUGGUGCUAUUAAAAUAUUUUAUACUAGAGAUUAUUUUUUCUUAAAAAAAACAAUCUAUUAGUUGGGGCAUGUGAGACUGACCUUCAGGACAUCCUUAUGACAAGGUCAUUUACUGAGUGAUGUCAUGUUCUCUAUAGAAUGUACCAUUUUUAUAUUCAGAUCAAUGAGGAUAUGUAAUGCUGUUCAAUUAAAAGAUUGACAGAGAACUUUAAUCAUAUUUUUUUUACACUUAAGUGCUUGUGAAUUUACCUUGAUAUUAAAUGGACCAUAUUUGUGAUGGUU